Triplophysa rosa is the source of this 4414-nucleotide messenger RNA. It is a transcript of the gene smarcd3b, whose product is annotated as SWI/SNF related, matrix associated, actin dependent regulator of chromatin, subfamily d, member 3b. The record is from RefSeq and is a predicted model, not a curated record. Gene Ontology annotation, cellular component: SWI/SNF complex; nucleus. Gene Ontology annotation, biological process: regulation of transcription by RNA polymerase II. The transcript is spliced from 14 exons. Bases 507 to 2030 code for a protein of 507 amino acids. NCBI's taxonomy places the organism in Eukaryota, Metazoa, Chordata, Actinopteri, Cypriniformes, Nemacheilidae.
GAGAGAGAGCGCAAUAGUGAGCGUAGAAGAGGAGGGGUUUGGAUAGCGGCGAGACGAACUACGUCGCAGCAGGCUGCGACCGACCAGUCAGUGAGCAUUCCCUUAUCUACCAAUGGAAUGCAACAGCUGCAGCAGCCUUAGAGUGUGUGUGUUUUUGUGCAAACGUGUUUGUUAAAGGGGGAGGGGGCGGUCGCGGUGGGCCUGCAGGAACCCCCCUGAAAGACCCCCGACUCUCAACCCCCCACGUUCUCGCUCAGCCGGGCUCCUGAAGAGCAGCUCAAGCAAACAUAAGUGUGAGAGACUCGUCAGGGCAGCGCACUCCAAACACAGAGUGAGCGAGGGAGAGAGCGAGGAGAGCAGAAAGUAAGGGAAGUGGAGCAGGGAGCCUUGAAGGGAGGUUGAGGAGGUGAGCGAAGGGUGAAAAGGAAGAGAGGCGAGGGAAAGACAAAAGAGAGAGAGAGAGAGAAACGGUGAGGAGAGCGAGAGCGGAGGCAGACGAGAGGGAAAUGGCUUCGGAGGAGACCGCUGGAGGAGCUCGUAAAGCCACCAAGAGCAAACUAUUUGAGUUCCUCGUUCAUGGAGUGCGGCCUGGCAUGCCAUCAGGGGCACGGAUGCCUCACCAGGGGGCACCAAUGGGGCCUCCAGGACCACCAUAUGGAGGAAGCCCCACAGUACGGCCUGGACUCAACAAUCAGGCCAUAGAACCCAGUCGUAAACGACCCGCUCCUUCACAGCAGCAGAGUCACCAACAGCAAGCCGUACAGAAUCGAAACAGGAAGAAGCCUGUGGGAUUUUCUGGACCAAAUGAGAUGCCAGGGAGGCAGAUGGACAUGAGAGAGACCCAAUCAGAUCCCACACUUGGAUUAAAUGCCAAGAGGAGGAAGAUGGCUGAUAAGAUCCUUCCACAAAGGAUUCGUGAGCUCGUCCCAGAGUCCCAGGCUUAUAUGGACCUGUUGGCAUUCGAGCGUAAAUUGGACCAGACCAUCAUGCGCAAACGGGUGGACAUCCAAGAAGCACUUAAGAGACCCAUGAAGCAAAAGCGAAAACUGCGUAUCUACAUCUCCAACACCUACAACCCUGCAAAGCCUGAUGCUGAGGAUUCUGAAGGCAGCAUUGCAUCCUGGGAGCUACGAGUGGAGGGAAAAUUGCUGGAUGAUCCAGGAAAGUUGAAGAGGAAGUUCUCCUCAUUCUUCAAGAGUCUGGUGAUCGAGCUGGACAAAGACCUUUACGGACCUGAUAAUCAUUUGGUUGAGUGGCAUCGAACCCAGAACACUCAGGAGACAGACGGUUUUCAGGUGAAGAGACCUGGUGAUGUUAGUGUGCGCUGCACUCUGCUGUUAAUGCUGGAUUACCAGCCGCCUCAGUUUAAACUGGAUCCGAGACUGGCUCGUCUUCUGGGUAUUCACACACAGACUCGCUCCAGUAUUAUACAAGCACUCUGGCAGUAUGUCAAAACCAACAAACUGCAGGACUCCCAUGACAAGGAGUACAUCAACUGUGAUAAGUACUUCCAGCAGAUCUUUGACUGUCCGCGUCUGAAGUUCUCUGAAAUUCCACAGCGUCUCACUAAUCUUCUGCUGCCCCCCGACCCUAUUGUCAUCAACCACAUCAUAAGCGUUGACCCUAAUGAUCAAAAGAAAACGGCGUGCUAUGACAUUGAUGUAGAGGUGGAAGAUCCCCUUAAAGCUCAGAUGAGCAGCUUUCUGCUCUCCACAGCCAAUCAGCAAGAGAUUGCCUCACUGGAUAACAAGAUCCAUGAGACUAUUGAGUCUAUAAAUCAGCUUAAGAUCCAGAGAGAUUUCAUGCUCAGCUUCUCCAGAGAUCCCAAAGGCUACAUCCAGGACUGGCUCAAAUCCCAGAGCAGAGAUCUUAAACUUAUGACAGAUGUUGUUGGGAACCCAGAGGAGGAGAGAAGAGCAGAGUUUUAUCAUGAGCCAUGGUCUCAGGAGGCUGUCAGUCGAUACUUCUAUUGCAAGAUUCAGCAGAGGAGACAGGAGCUGGAACAGGUUUUGGCUUUGAGGACCACCUAAACCCCACAUCACUCACAUUCAGACAACAAGGCUCGAUGGUGACAACAUUUGCUCCCUGCACUGUUUCUGCAGUGUAUGAGAAUUCGUGUACGUGUUCAGUCAUUGUCAUCGCAUGACCUACGAUUUACCAUACUGGACCAAUUCAGUCACCACAACAGCCCUUAGAUCUCCACUGUAUGUACAUUUCAGCCGAACGUGGUACGGUGUCUUCCAUUCUGGAUGAAUUCAUUUCAACUUGAAGACUUGGCUUCAGGCUCACAGACUGUGAAACCAACCUGUGUUGGAGCAUGAAUUGGAUUCAGCUUUCCUUGUCUGUCAUCAAUUCUUGGAAUUCAGACAUUUUGCUUAUUAGUGUGACUUUUGGAUCUAGAAUGAUUAUUUUAAAAUGUCUGCCCUUUUUUGUCAUAAGUGUAUUUAUGAAGUACUUUGAGGAAGGCAGCUUUUAAUAGGAACAUUAAGGAGCAUAUUUCAGUAUUACCUUAACCAACUACAGGGUAUGUUACUCUGCUCUCCCUACCACACCUAUUGAGCUGCUUUAUUUAAGCAAACAUUGUACAGAAACAUUGAAGGAGGUUGUUUUAAAUGAGGUAUUUAAACGCUAUUUAGAAGGAUCUGAUUGGUCACUGCUUUUGAAAGCCUUUAUUGUAUAUGAAGAAAUGACAUGAAGAAAGUGGGCCAUACAUGCAAAAUAAUAAUUAAUCAUAAAAACAAUUGGACAGAUGGAUUAACAGUCAGUUAGAUAAACUUGAUUAUUCUGUCAAAUCACUUUUUCAAUGUUUCAUCGUUUUACAACCUUUUCAUGCACAUUUUAGACCAUUUUCUUUGAACCCUAUAUUAUUUUAUGUUUUAAUAGUUUUACCAAAGGUCAAAAUGACUGAAAAACAGACUUUGAAUAGAUGAAGGACUUUUGCUUUCCGACUCUUAGAGUCUUUGCACUAAAUCAUGGAUGAUCAAUGAGUGCUUCGAAAGCUUUCCAUGCUAAUUAUUUGUUACUUUAAACAAAAACAAAUGAAGGAUGAAUAAGGGGAAAACAUGUUGAAAUGCACAUUUGUUUGACAUUAAUAAUUUGAUCAUUGCUGUAUAGUUUUGUUUUCUCGCUGCCUCUGAGUGUUGAUCUAGAACUGAUGGAUUUUUAGUGUCAAGUGAGAGAUGAUUUGUAUAGGUCAGUUAUUGGGUGUUCUUGCAGUUGCCUGCCUGUGACCCUCACAUGUUUUCUCAUAGAGAGAAAUGCUGAUGGGUGACCUCUGUGUUGCACUCAGAGUAUUUUUUACACCAAUGCAUGCUGCAUGGACAUUUUUAUACUUUCAUACAAGGACAUGAGAGACCUGAUAGCUUUGGAACUGGAUCAGAAGAGCACUGAUCUUUAGUUUGUGACGCUCUACAUUAUAACCUAACAUGUACAGCAGAGGCCAUUUGAGGUCAUAUGUUGUGUUUUGAUUGUUUGUUUUGUUUGUCUUUUUGAAAGAUUGUGUAAUUUAAUAAGUGGAUAAGAGAAGCACACUAAGGAUUUUUGCCUCUUUGCAACAAGAGCACCUCCCUUUGACUCUUGUGGGUACUACAUGUACAGUGUCCGCCAUUUUGAACAUUGAGUUGUAACAUAAUGUAACAUUCAGUAUGACACCUGCCCUUGAUGUUGUAGCAACUGAAGAUUUUCUUUUUUGUGUGAAGCAUUCUCUUGCUUUCCAAGCAACCAAUUUUGCUGUACCUGACUUUGGUUCGACAUGGCUUUGAUGUUAACCCCAGUUCUUGUACAGAACUGUCCAUAAAUUCCGUGGUCAGUCUGUCAAACUUCGAGGCAGAGUAAAUGGGAUAACACUGCCCUCUAGUGCUCGUUAAAGGGAAACAUCUUCCCCAAACGGUGAGGGCAAGCUAUUCUCAGCACAGUAUUGGAAUGGGAUCACUGUUGAUUCUGUAGUAUUUAUAUACGAAAUACGUCAAGGCUUUAAACUUAUUUGAAACCUCUGUUAUAACCAUUUUAUUUGGUUGUAGUGUUUGUCUCGUGUGUGUUUAUAGAACUACUGCCAGCAGAUAUCUACACACGUAGGUUUGAAUGAUACACUUUGUCAUUUUGUUUUUCUCACAGUAUUUGUACUGCAAGUUUGUUGUCUCACUUUGUUCUACUUUCACCAGAGAUUAUUACGAAAAUGUAGUACCUGUGUUAGACAGUGAGGAUGUAAAUAAACAAACGGUUGCCAAAGUUUGUGAAUGGAACACACUGAAAAUGUGUUUGCGUGUAUGUGAAAACGAAAAAAAAUGUACACAUGGUUUGAUAACAAGAUUGUGGUAGCUGAGAAUAAAAGACUCACAUUGCUUUUGAUUUUGUUGUAAAUAUUAGGUUGGCACUAUUAUAUAUAUUUUAACUAUUUAUGUAUUUGUCUAUAAAA